AUGUCUGAGUCAAGGGCUGGGGAAGUCCAUGUUGAUAACCCGGUCACAAAACCUCGGGAUGAGGCCGAUGUAGAAAUCGACGCCCUAAGCAAGUCGGCUAGUGGCCAUGAACUCGAUCCAGUUCAUGAGAAUUUGGCCGUUGGAUACAAAGAGUAUCGAGAGGCUCUGGAAAUCGAAGUCACCCAGCAUGAUGAACGCCGGCUUCGCUGGAAAAUCGACCUUGUAAUCCUUCCCAUCUUCCUCAUCACUCAAAUGCUCCAGUACAUGGACAAGACGGCGCUCAACUACGCCAACCUGUUUGGGUACCAGAAGGCGUUGGGCCUCAGAGGUACCCAAUUCAAUUAUCUCUCCGCCAUAGUCUACGCAGGUUACUUCUUCGGACAGUAUCCCUGCGGCUGGCUGAUCGGCCGCUACCCAGCCCAGCGAGUCAUGGCCAUCUCGUGCCUGAUGUGGGGGCUGACGGUCCUCGUUCUCACCCAAUGCCGAUCCUACUCCUCGGCCAUGGCGGUGCGCUUCCUCAUGGGCGUCUUCGAGGCCGCCGUGACACCCGGUCUGACGCUGAUGACUGGCUUCUGGUACAGAAGGAAGGAAAUCCCUCUCCGCCAAUGCAUCUGGUACAGCGCGCUCGGAUUCGGUGGCAUCGCAGGGAGUUACAUUUCGUUUGGCAUUUCGAAGCUGCCCGAGGACCUCACGCCGGAACGGUGGGAGUUGAUCUUUUUCAUUCUCGGCGGCGCCACCAUGCUAUGGUCGUUCGUCCUGUGGUUCGUGCUUCCAGACGCACCGUCCAACGCUCGAUGGCUCAGUCCGCACGAACGCGUCGUCGCCGUGAAGCGCGUUGCCGGGAACCAGCUCGGCAUCAAGAACAAGUCCUUCAACAGGGAACAAGCCCUGCUCGCCUUUUACGACCCGAAGUCCAUUCUGGUCUUCAUUGCCGUCUUCGCCGCCGCCAUCCCCAACGGUGUAGUCACCUCCUUCUCCACCAUCAUCAUCAAAGACCUAGGCUUCUCGACCACCAGGACCACGGAGCUGAAGUCGGUCGGGGACGGCGUACAAGUGGUCGCGCUCCUGAUAGGAGGCGCCAUCAUGCUGACGGUGCCCAACUCACGCCUCCUGACCGCCACGGCCGCCAACAUCCUCUGCACCGUCGCCGCCGCGCUGAUGGCCUACCUCCCCCGCUCCAACACCUGGGGCAGGCUGGUUUGCUUCUGGCUCGUCAACGCUCAAUCCGUCGGCUUCACCAUUUCCCUCGUCACCAUCAACAGCAAUAUGGCGGGGUACACGCAUCGGAGUUUCGCCAGUGCCUUGACUUUCACGGCCUACUGCUGGGGCAACUUCGCCGGACCGUUUGUCGUCCAGCCAAGUCAAGCACCUGAGUACCGCGGCGCCACCAUCGGGCUGUUAGUCGGCUACGCCAUCAAGUUCGGAUGUCAUCUACUGUUGCUCGCCUAUAUGUUCUUGAGCAACAAACGUCGGGAUAAAAAGUACGGGAUGGCAGACAAGGCAGCGAGUAACGAGGCAGGAAUGCGGGACAAGACUGAAUACGAGAAUAAAGAUUUCCGUUACGUCUUGUGA
Exophiala spinifera is the source of this 1572-nucleotide messenger RNA. RefSeq lists its product as uncharacterized. Gene Ontology annotation, biological process: allantoate transport; transmembrane transport; tripeptide transport. Lineage: Eukaryota; Fungi; Ascomycota; Eurotiomycetes; Chaetothyriales; Herpotrichiellaceae. The record is from RefSeq and is a predicted model, not a curated record. The coding region runs from base 1 to 1572 and encodes 523 amino acids. Gene Ontology annotation, cellular component: plasma membrane. The transcript is spliced from 4 exons. Gene Ontology annotation, molecular function: dipeptide transmembrane transporter activity; allantoate transmembrane transporter activity.